Ostrinia furnacalis (Asian corn borer) is the source of this 5340-nucleotide messenger RNA. Its product is annotated as kalirin-like. NCBI's taxonomy places the organism in Eukaryota, Metazoa, Arthropoda, Insecta, Lepidoptera, Crambidae. The transcript is spliced from 13 exons. The record is from RefSeq and is a predicted model, not a curated record. Bases 1 to 2949 code for a protein of 982 amino acids. Gene Ontology annotation, cellular component: extrinsic component of membrane; cytoplasm. Gene Ontology annotation, biological process: protein phosphorylation; axon guidance. Gene Ontology annotation, molecular function: ATP binding; protein binding; protein kinase activity.
AUGAAAUAUUGGUUUUGCUCCCAGCUGGCUAACCCGGACCCGCCGAUCCCGGAAGGGCUGCGCGACCGUCGGCACCGCAUGAUAUUCGGCAACAUCGAGGUCAUCUACGAGUGGCAUCGCGACAAGUUCGUGCACGAGCUGCACGAGUGCGUGGCCGCGCCGGAACUACUGGGGCCGCUGUUCCACCGCUUCUUCGAGAAGCGCAUGUUCAUGUACGAGCAAUACUGCCGCAACAAGCCCGUCUCUGAGUACAUCGUCUCCGAGCACGACCACUUCUUCCAGGAGCUCAGGCACAAGCUCGGCCACAAACUACAGCUCGGUGACCUGCUGAUCAAGCCGAUCCAACGCAUCCAGAAGUACCACUUGCUGGUGAAGAAGAUCUUAUCGUACUCCGAGCACGCGCGCGCGAACCCCGACGUGCUGGCGUCGCUGCGCCAGGCCAUGCACUACACAGACAUCAUCCCCAAGAACGCCAACAUGAUGAUGGACGUCGGCCGCCUGCAAGGAUUCACGGGCAACAUCACGGCGCAGGGCAAGCUGCUGAUGCAGGAGGCGCUGCAGGUGGCCGACCUGAGCUCCAGCAGCGAGAAGGGCAAGGAGCUUCACGUGUUCCUCUUCGAGCAGUGCGUCAUCUUCAGCGAGGCCGUCGGCAAGAAGAACCAGUACACCAGCCCCACCUACAACUACAAGGGACAUGUGCAGAUGAACAAGAUGGAGCUUGAAGAAGUUGAGAACAACACAGCGUUCAUAAUCCACUCGUUGGACCCGAACAAGCCGCGGCAGUCUUAUCUCUGCAAGGGCCCCGAGGCGUCGCUCCAGGAGUGGAUCGCGGCGCUCUCGCGCAUUCUCAACUCGCAGCGAAUGUUCGGCGAGGCGCUCGAGAACCCCAGCGCCUACCUGCGCGAGCUGCAGGGCCACUCCUCCGCGGGUUCGGGGUGGUGCGGGCUGCGUAAGACGGAGAGCGUGCCGCCGUCGGUGGGCGCGCGGCUGGCGCCUGAGCUGCGGCGCACGCAGCGGCCGCACGCCAAGGCCAACACCAUCAACCUGCCCACCACCGCCAUCCGCGGCGACGAGCGCAAGAAGAGCGCCAACGUCGCCGCCAACAACGCGGCCGCGCACACCUCGCCGCCGCACGCCAACGGGCUGUCGAAGCGGCCCUGGGGCCUGAAGUUGCGCCGGGGCGGCAGCGGCGGCGCCGGCGAGCCCAGCGCCGAGGGCGUGGUGACGGAGCUGCGCCCGCCCGAGCUGUCCGAGCCCGCCACCGACGUCACCGUGUCGCCCGGCGCCAGCGCCACGCUGUCGUGCCGCGCCGGCGCCGCGCGCGCCGCGGCUUCCUGGCGCAAGACCGCGCCCGAGACCCGCGCGCUGCGCCACGGCGACCGCUUCGCCAUCUCGCUCGCGCCCGACGGGCUCGCCACCCUCACGAUACACGCGUGCCGCGCGUCCGACGCCGGCGUCUACUGCUGCCUCAUCAGCAACGAGCUGGGCGGCGUGCAGACUUCGGCGCGGCUGACGGUGGGCGCCGGCGGAGCCCCCGGCGUGCCGGCCGUCCGGGCGCAUCCCGGCGGCGGGCUGGUCGUGCAGUGGGACGAGUCGAGCCCCGCGCAUCUCGAAUACUGCCGCGUCGGCGAGGGCGAGUGGCGUCGUGCCACUGAGACCCCGGCGGCUGCCAACACCUUGGCCCUGGAAGAGUUGCCGGCCGGCCAGUACAGCUUCCGCCUGGUGUGCGCCCGGAGCGGGGCCCCCGGGGCGGCGUCGGGCCCGGCCGCGUGCGGCGGCGGCGGCAGCUGGCAGAGGGAACAGUUCGGGAGGAGAUACAGCAUCGAGGAGGAGAUCGGAAGAGGACGCACGGCGCGAGUUCUGGCAGCUCGUGACACUGGAACGGGACAACGAGUGGCCUUGAAACAGGUGCUGGCGGGGCGUGGUGCGGACGCAACGCGCGAAUACCGCAUGCUGUCGCAGUGCGCGCACGGCGGCGUGGUGCGCGCGAUGGCUCUAUUCGCCGACGUGCCGCGAGCGGGCGCGCACACGCUCGUGCUCGAGCUAGUGGGCGGCGGCCCGCUGCUGGACUGGGCGCAGGCGCACCCCGCGCUGUACACACAGCAAGCGGCCGCACAGCACACGCGACAGCUGCUGUCCGCGCUGGACUACCUGCACGGGAACAAUAUCGCACAUUUAGACGUGAGGCCGGAGAACAUUCUAGUAGAGCUAGGCGGCGCCGCGCCCCAAGUGAAGCUGAUCGACCUGGGCUGCGCGGCCGAGGGGGCGGCGGGGGCGGGCGGGGCGGGGCGCGACGUGCUGCCGCCGGCGCCUGCGCAGCUGGAGUUCGCGCCGCCCGAGUGCGUGCUCGGCCGCCCGCCCGCGCCCGCCUGGGACGCUUGGGCGGCCGGCGUGUUUCUAUACGUCUUCCUUACUGGGGUCUACUUGCACUGGGGCGGCGUGAGCGAGCGCGCGCAGCAGCUGAUCCGCGGCCUGCUGGAGCCCGCGCCGGCCGCGCGCCUGCCGCUGCGGGACGCGCUCGCCGACCCCUGGUUCGAUGAGUGUCUCACUGAAGCGCGACGCCGCUUCCCGCCGGGGCACUGGGGCGGCGUGAGCGAGCGCGCGCAGCAGCUGAUCCGCGGCCUGCUGGAGCCCGCGCCGGCCGCGCGCCUGCCGCUGCGGGACGCGCUCGCCGACCCCUGGUUCGAUGAGUGUCUCACUGAAGCGCGACGCCGCUUCCCGCCGGGGCACUGGGGCGGCGUGAGCGAGCGCGCGCAGCAGCUGAUCCGCGGCCUGCUGGAGCCCGCGCCGGCCGCGCGCCUGCCGCUGCGGGACGCGCUCGCCGACCCCUGGUUCGAUGAGGCGCCACCAACUCCACUAUCGGCGACCCAACUGAAGACUUUCCUGGACCGACGAAGACCGGCGGGGCACGGCAACGCGCUGCACUCGCUGCGGUCGCCCGACACCUGACCGCGCGCGCGCGUCCUUCCCGCCUCUAUCCCUUGCCUCGACGCACGCGCACACGCCGACACCACUGUGGUACAGUACGCAUCUACAGCGAACAUUAUGUAAGCACGAUUUUAUUCAUCAGUCAUUUUAAUACCCAGCACAGUUUUUUUUAUAAUACUCAAAAAUAUUAAAUUAAUUAACUUUAUUUACAUGAAUCAGGGAUUGGUAGCGGUGACUCAUUUUAUUACGAGAUACUACUGUGCGAAGCUAUAUGUUGUGUAUCUAUACACACGUUACUUUCAACUAUUACCCAAGUAAUUGUCACAUGUCCAUGAUUGACUACUGUGAUCUAAACUGGCAUACAUAACUCUCACAAUGCCAUAACUGUCACGGCCCAAUUUCUGAGUUGUAAGUUGGCAAUAAAGUACUACAUAAGUUUUAACUACCGACAAUGUUCCAUUACUAGAGUAUCGGUUGCAUGCAACUGUUAUAUUUUGGAUUAGCGCCGGGAUCAGUGGGUGAAAAGCGUAUUUUUUGAUAAUUAACAGUGUUGCUAUGAAAAUAUUAAAUACAUUCACGUAGAACGAAGUUCGCCAUUCACUGCGUUCGUUGAAUGAUACUUAUUAUUUAUAAUAUACACUGUUAGACACAAAAACUGCAUCAAUUUAAAGAUAAUUAUUUUAUUUUAUCAAAAGAUUAUCUUAAGUUAAUUCUUUGAAAUGGUUUUAUUUCGUACGAUUAUACACGCAUGCGGCAGUCUGUUUUUUAAAUUAUGGAAAAAUGAAUUUAUUAAAACAAUUUUUGGAGCCUAUUAUGAGUCAUUUAGUAUGGUUUGAUGAGUUUUUGUGCUAGAUGAUAGAAAAAUGAGCUUUUGACACGAGUCCCAUCGACUCGAAACAUUUAUCUUACGUUCGAAUGUAUUGUAUUAUAAUUUUAUAAAUCGGUUUUAUCUUUGUGUAUUUUAUUAAGGACAAAGGCGCGAGCCAAAUCUAGAUCUUAUUGAGCUUUCAUUCGUACACUCAACGUAGAUUUAUUAUUUCUGUAAGUAGUAUAGACGUCCUAUAGUCAAUGUGCCCACCUGUCGAGUUCGGUAUUUUAGUUGCAUAAAAUUACUUCGUGGCGUGUUUUGGAGAUAUUUACCGAGGUUUGACGUACGCCUACUAUUAAUUAAUAACUAAAUAGUUGUCAGUAUUUCCUUUGUGCCUUUCAAAAAUAAACCUUUUGUGUUCCAAUGAAAUUGUAUUGCACACAACGUUGCUAAACAUAAGUAAAUGGUUGUACACGUUUGAUCGUAGGGUUGCAGUGAAGUUUGCUGGCGUAACUUUGUGAUGUAUAGAGUUUGUAUGAGUUUCUAGAGCGGCCGAUUUUAAGGAAAGUGUCUGUGAUUUAUGCUAAAAUAAUAUUUCAUGCUUAUUCAUAAUUUAACGUAUGUACUUGUUAAAUACUAUUACAUUGUAUAUAGCAGUAAGUAUUAGCGCGUAAUGUUUGUCCUAAUUUGUGACCAAAAUGCAAAAUUUUAAGUAUGUAAUUGAAUCAACAUGAAUUGGUAUAAGUUUCAUGUUAGGUAUUAAUGUACGUCUCUCACGACCCCGUGUUAGGCGCUCGCGGCACUCACCAACUUUAACUAUGAAAAUAUAUGUUACGAGAUUUUGUAUGUAAUCGUUAGUUUGUAUUUCAACCGAUAUAAAAAUUAUGUAGAUUUCAGAUGACAUCUAAGUUAAGGCUAAGUGUAUUGUUAGUCGUCAAAUAUAGUAGGUAUAUCGCGAUGUAUCUAAACAAUAAAAUUCAUGUUCUAACUACGGAUUGUUGAUCAUUAUCAGAAACAUAGUGUGUCACAAAUUUCACUCUGUCUGUAUAUCACGCGUGUUCCGCCUCACACAUGUCCUGAACUUCAUAGGUACUCAACAAUUCAACAGCGAAGCGAAUUGUUUCAUUUACUGACACUCUUAAGUAACAGUUUACUUACAUAAUAAUGAUGAAUGCGUUUGACUCUUUUUGAAAAUAAUGUAUACUACGUAGUAAAAUUAUGCUUUUAUUGGAAAGAGUCAAGCAAAUAAUACAUUGUAUCUACGCAUCCAAUGAUGUCUUUAGUAUUUCUUCCUUUACAUAGCCUUAUUAUUUUAUCAAUUAUAACUACUUUCCUUUUAAAAAAAUAAAACUUCUUUUUUACUGACUUUUGCUGAACGCUCUAUCUUUAACUUCUUUGCUUGCGAUCUUAUCUAUAACAUUGUCGACAUAAAGCAUAAGUGCUACAUUCGUAUAUUCAAAAUACAUUCCUUCUUCAAUUCGCCUCGUUCUGAACAUUUCAGUCCGGACAGACAUCGCAUUACUCAUAUCAGCUAGCAUUUGCCGGAAAUAAAAUAUUAUUAUAUUUUUUAUAAAUGAACCUAAUCGACUUUGAAUUGAAAUAAC